GCGGGGCGGGGCUGUGGGACCCGGAGCGAUUUGCGCGCUGCACCGCGGCAAGAUGGCGGACCGGGAGGAGGCGCUGAGGGAAUUCGUUGCCGUGACGGGAGCUGAGGAGGAGCGAGCGCGGUUCUUCCUCGAGUCCGCCGGUUGGGAUCUCCAGAUCGCCCUUGCCAGUUUCUAUGAGGAUGGGGGUGAUGAGGACAUCCUGACCCUCCCCCAGCCGACACCCAGCUCUGUAUCCAGAGGCACUGCAGCCAGUGACCACCGAGUAACGUCGUUUAGAGACCUUGUUCAUGCACAGGAGGAUGAUGAUGAGGAAGAAGAGGGACAGCGGUUUUAUGCCGGUGGCUCAGAGAGAAGUGGACAACAGAUUGUUGGUCCUCCAAGGAAGAAGAGUCCCAAUGAGCUGGUGGAGGAUCUGUUCAAGGGAGCGAAGGAGCACGGUGCAGUGGCAGUUGAUCGGACAGCCAAAAGCAGCGGCGAGAGUAGCAAGCCUAAACCUUUUGCAGGGGGAGGAUAUCGCCUUGGAGCUACUCCAGAGGAAGAGUCUGCCUACGUGGCAGGAGAGAGGAGACAGAACUCUGUUCAGGAUGUGCACGUUGUACUGAAGCUCUGGAAGAGUGGAUUCAGUCUGGACAGUGGAGAACUGAGAAGCUACCAGGAUCCAUCCAAUGCCCAGUUCCUUGAUGAUAUCCGCCGAGGGGAAGUCCCCGCAGAGCUGCGCAGGUUGGCGCGAGGCGGGCAGGUGAACCUGGAUAUGGAGGAUCACCGUGAUGAGGAGUAUGUGAAACCUAAAAGUGUCUUCAAAGCUUUUACUGGAGAAGGACAGAAACUGGGCAGCACCGCCCCUCAGGUGUUGAGCACCAGCUCCCCAGCCCAGCAGGCAGAGAAUGAAGCCAAAGCCAGUUCUGCCAUUGCUAUUGAUGAGUCGCAGCCUGUCACCAACAUCCAGAUCCGGCUCGCUGAUGGUGGGCGACUGGUCCAGAAAUUUAAUCACAAUCACAGGAUCCGCGACAUCCGGCUCUUCAUAGUAGAUGCCCGGCCAGCAAUGGCAGCCACCAGCUUCGUCCUCAUGACCACCUUCCCCAAUAAAGAGCUGACUGAUGAGAACCAGACCCUGAAGGAAGCCAACCUGCUCAAUGCUGUCAUUGUUCAGAGGUUGACAUAAAGGAACCCGUGUCUCGCCGCACUCCUGCUCGCAGCGCGCGUGCGUCGUCUCAGCCAUGCGUGCACCUGCACUGUGCAAACAGGCUCACAUCUACUUGUAGCUCUGGGUUCUUAGGUCUUGGUUGGACUCUUUUCUCUUUAGUUGCAUUUCCUAUGGGUUUUUUUUUUUUUGUUUUUUUUGUGAUGAUCAGUGGACUUUAAAAUAAAUAAAAGGAAACGAACCUGUUUUCAAAGGAGAUGCAGCCUAUUGAGCCACAGAUUCUCCCAGGAGAGUUCAGUUACCUUUGUGGAAUGUUUCUGUGCUCUUUAGAGGGGAAGAAGGUAAGGGGGAAGGGAGUUCCCAGGGAGCAGUUUCCCUCUGUGCCGAUCAGAUGCUGUUUGCAGUCUGUUAUUCUUUCCUCUCUGGGGACUGCUGCAACUCUUAUUUUUUUUGCACGUUGAAUAUAAAGAUACAAGGAUGGGUGAUGUUGCUGUCAGGAUAAUGGUUAACGUUACUGUGAAAGCACUGUGAGGGGAAUCUUUGUGAAGCAGUUGUUGCUCAGCGUGGGGAAAACUGAUUUGUGUGUGUGCAGGUGCAAAGGUUGGCACUACUGGGCUGUUCUGGAGGGAAAGUCCUGAUGUUCCUUCCUUCAGCAGAACACUCGAGGUGUUUGUUACAGUUCCCACCUGCUCUGCCAGCACUUUCUCCUGCAGUCCAGACUGACUGACUGCAGUUCUAAUUUGCUGUAUUGCAUUUCUUUGAGAAACCCAACUUCCUGCUGAUUUUUUUUGUUCUAAGGAAGGCACGAAGCUGAAUCAGCUUGAAAUGACUGAAAUUACAAGGCAAACAGUAUCUCACUGGAAAGCAGAUUUUAUUUUAAGAUGAGUGAUUGUUUGAAUCAGUUCAGGUGAAAAACUCGAGGCUUUAGGACCCUUUGAUUUAUUUCCUUUGCUGAGGACCACACAGCUGAACACCUGGGAUGCUCCAGCUUUGGUCUGUCCACUGUUUUGGACUCAGGUCUCUAUUUCUUUCCUUUGGACAGAAUGCUGUGGGUGAAUUCACUGCUGGUGAGCAAGGCUCUGGUAGUGCUGGUACAGCAUUGCGUGCAAGUUGCCAUCUAGUGUUGUGCCACGGCACUUCCCACUGAUCUGCAACAUGCUUUCCAUCCCAGCCCUGUGCUUUGGAGCAGAACUUUAGCAGACAGUAGGCGUUUAGAUGUCAGCUAGCUGGGAGCUGCAGUGACAUCUGCAUUGUCCUUUGGAAAUGGUUGGGUUGCAGCUGUGGUGCAGUC
Lagopus muta (rock ptarmigan) is the source of this 2432-nucleotide messenger RNA. It is a transcript of the gene NSFL1C, whose product is annotated as NSFL1 cofactor. Gene Ontology annotation, molecular function: ubiquitin binding. Gene Ontology annotation, biological process: membrane fusion; Golgi organization; nuclear membrane reassembly. Lineage: Eukaryota; Metazoa; Chordata; Aves; Galliformes; Phasianidae. The transcript is spliced from 9 exons. The record is from RefSeq and is a predicted model, not a curated record. The coding region runs from base 53 to 1162 and encodes 369 amino acids. Gene Ontology annotation, cellular component: nucleus; cytosol.